CAACUAUCAUCAUAUCACAAACACAAACUCAUAUUUCUUCAACAACAUUAAUUCUUUAUUUGCAUAGCACUUACUGCCCUGAAAUAUAUAAACCAUAGUCUAAACAGCCUUUGCUUUCAUUACCAUUAAUCUUUACUCAAAAAAAACUUAGAUAAAUUACAUAUUACUUCGAUGGAGGGAGUCACAAAUUUAUCUGUUGAACAAAUUCAGCCCCCUACUUAUGGGAACUUGGUAACCAUUCUUAGUAUUGAUGGGGGAGGUAUUAGGGGUCUCAUCCCUGCUGCAAUUAUUGAAUUCCUUGAAUCUCACCUUCAGGAGUUGGAUGGUGAAGAUGCAAGGCUUGCAGAUUACUUUGAUGUGAUCUCAGGAACAAGUACAGGAGGUCUUGUGACUGCCAUGCUAGCUGCUCCUGAUAAAAACAAUCGUCCACUUUUUGCUGCCAAAGAUAUCAAGCCCUUUUACCUUGAACAUUGCCCUAAAAUUUUCCCACAACAUAGAGGACUUGGUGCGACACUAUUAGCAAAGGUAAUGAGAUCUCUUGGAGGACCCAAAUAUGAUGGAAAAUACCUUCAUCAAGUUGUAAGAGAGAAACUUGGAGACAUUCGCUUGCAUGAAACCCUCACAAACAUUGUUGUUCCCACAUUCGACAUCAAGACUUUGCAGCCAAUUAUUUUCUCAUCUUAUCAGCUUAAGAGAUCCCCUUGUUUGGACGCUAAACUUUCAGACAUAUGCAUUAGCACUUCAGCUGCUCCUACUUAUCUCCCUGCUCACAACUUCACAAAUAAAGAUGAUGAAGCUGGAAAAGAAGAGGAGUUCAAUCUCAUUGAUGGUGGUGUUUGUGCAAAUAAUCCGGCUUUAGUUGCCAUGAAUGAAGUAACAAAGCAGAUUAUAAAUCAAAGUCCUGAUUUCUUUCCAAUCAAGCCUCUGGAAUAUGGUCGUUUUCUGAUAAUUUCAAUAGGCACUGGGACAGCAAAAAAUGAGGAAAAGUUCACUGCACAAAUGGCAGCCAAAUGGGGAUUAUUAGAUUGGUUAACACAGAGUGGUUCUAAUCCCUUAAUCGAUGUUUUUACUCAAUCAAGUGGUGAUAUGGUCGAUUUUCAUUUAUCUGCUGUCACUCAAGCUCUUCAUUCAGCUGAUAAUUACCUUCGAAUUCAGGAUGAUACAUUGACAGGAAUCGAUUCUUCAGUUGACAUUGCUACAGAGGAGAACUUGAAGAAACUGUGCCAAAUUGGUGAAAAUUUAUUAAAGAAACCGGUCUCUAGAGUCAAUUUAGAAAAUGGUCACUUUGAGCCACUGACAAAUGGAGAAACCAAUGAAGAAGCUCUCAAGAGGUUAGCAAAAAUACUUUCACAAGAGAGGAGACUUAGAGAAAUGAGAUCCCCACAUACAAGUAGAGGCAAGAAAGCCAGGCAUCUGGUUUCAUGAUCCAUUCAUUAGCUUCAAGACUUUUCAAAUAUGUUUCUUGUAGAAGAAACAAUAUUUGUAAGAUACAUGCAUGCAAGUUCAGUGAUAUUUUAAAAUGUAAUAUGUGUGAGAUCAAAAGUUUGACCGUGUAUCAUUGUCAAAAAAAAAAAAGUUUGACCAUGUAUUAUAAAUUGUAACCAAGUGGCUUCUUGUUUUCUUUUUUAAAGCUUUGUGCAUUGCGUGUGGAGUGAAAAUAAUGUAAUCUUACCUUCAAUUCAUUUGUUAUUCUUCAAUUUCAUAUGUAAAUGUCAAUUUGAUACUUCUUUUGAA
Messenger RNA from Medicago truncatula (barrel medic), 1734 nucleotides. RefSeq names its product patatin-like protein 2. Gene Ontology annotation, molecular function: glycerophospholipase activity; monoacylglycerol lipase activity. The transcript has 7 exons. The record is from RefSeq and is a predicted model, not a curated record. NCBI's taxonomy places the organism in Eukaryota, Viridiplantae, Streptophyta, Magnoliopsida, Fabales, Fabaceae. The coding region runs from base 172 to 1425 and encodes 417 amino acids. Gene Ontology annotation, biological process: lipid metabolic process.